Messenger RNA from Bursaphelenchus xylophilus (pine wood nematode), 1381 nucleotides. The record is from the annotation of a GenBank genome assembly. Lineage: Eukaryota; Metazoa; Nematoda; Chromadorea; Rhabditida; Aphelenchoididae.
AUGAAUCUCACGGUGAAUCAUCAGAUCGCCGACUCGUUUGUUGGCCUCGACUUUGGACUCAACUCGAAGUCAAUACAUCAACUCAUUUCAGCGUCGAUAUUGAUUGUGGGCAUUUCUGUGAUUAUCGUGAGUUUUCGGGGUUUUUUUUAAAAUUGGGGCAUUUGAUACUUUUUGAGGUUUUUUGAAAAAAAUGGUACAUCUGGCAAAAUUUGGUACAUUAGGGAAAAAAAUCACUUUGAAGACAGGGCUGGGAAGAUUUUUCUUAAACUUCAAUUUUCGUCCUUUAAAAACACAUUUUUACACUUCAAAAUCAACUACAACAUGUUUUAACGUCAUUGAUUCGCUUAACGUGAGACAAAGAUCACUUUCCAAAAAAAGACAUUUUCGGUAAGUCGCGUGUGAGAAAUGGAUUUCCCCGUGGCGAUAGCUCUAGUCGAUGUCAAAACAUUUUUUGUCAUCGAAAUUUUAAAGAUAUAAAGCUAUAAUAAAACGGGCAUUUUUAUAACAAGGAAAGUACUUUUAUGGGGGCUUCUACUUUUUGACGGGACAUGUUUCAAAAAAUCAGAAAAAAUGUGCUGAUCAAGGAUAUAUAAAUCUUAGCUGCCCAUUUUAGGUUUUUAGGGGUGAAAAAGCCCAAAAACUGGCUUAAUUUCCCUACAAAAGGCGCAGGCAUUCGAAACGAUAUAACGCGCAGUCGGUCUCUUCCCUCGGAAGAGAGCGGUGUGGCCGGGUGGUUAGUGCCGUAGUCUGGGAAUCAAGAGGGGGGGACGCCGCACGGGUUCGAUUUCCCUUUUGGGCCGAAUCAACUUUUUUUGAAGUUGAAGGUCGGAAAAAUGAAUGUUUGUGCCAAUACUGAUUUAUUACGUCUUAGAAACUCAAUAAACAUCAUUUUAAGCCAAAAUAAAAAUUGUAAACCCGUGAAAAAUUAGGCGAAAAGGGGUUCAUAUAGGACUUUAAGUCAACUUCCGGCUGAGUUUUCACCCCUAAAAACCUAAAACGGGCAGCUAGGAUUUAUAUAUUCUUGAUCAGCACAUUUUUUCUGAUUUUUUGAGAUAUGUCCCGUCAAAAAGUAGGAGCCCCCAUAAAAGUACUUUCCUUGUAAAAUCUCAACCGACAUAACUUUAAAAAAAAAUGAUUUUUCGAAACAAAAAAAUUUUCAAAAAUCAUUAAUUUGCCCAUUUUUUAGACCAUAUCCUUUUUCAUCUUCCGUCUCUACAUGUUGUAUUGUCGGAAUUACCGCAACACCGUCGCCUAUCAUCUGCCCUCGCAUCAAGUGUCGAGUCGAAGUCGACGGGGCAAAGCGGACACUGACAGUCAGCGACCGCUCUACUCUUUCAAGAACGUCUUCAGCGACUCGGAAGAGAAUAUAAUGCAUGUUUAA